AUGGUAAUGAAAACCGUCUCCUACACAGCCGACCAAGUAGCAGUGCUGCUGGGAAAAUGCGGCGCCAUGAGCCACCUGCUGCAGGCCCACGCACUCCUCCUCAAGUCCGGCCUCGCCCGCUGCCCCCGCCUCCAGGCCAAGCUCCUCACCCUCGCCGCCCUUCGCUCCUGGGGCAGCCUCUACCACGCCCGCUCACUCUUCGACGCCGCACCUUCCCCCGCCAUCCCCUACCUUUGCGACCCCAUGAUCCGCGCCUACUCCCGCAGCAUAUCUCCCCUCGGCGCCAUCCCCGUCUACAACCUCAUGUCCCGCCGCGGCAUCCCUCCCUCUGCCUUCACCUUCCCCUUCCUCCUCAAGGCCUGUGCCCGCGCAGCCUCCGAAGCCGCCGACGCCGAGGGCGCUGGUCUCUCCUCCGUCGCCCUCGCCCUCGCCCUCGCCAGGAAGGGCUCUGAGAUUCACUGCCGGAUCCUCCACCUCGGGUUUCAGUCUGAUGCAUUGGUCCGCAACUCCCUGAUGUCCAUGUACUCGCAUUGCGGCCACAUUCACGAUGCCCGCAAUCUGUUCGACGAAACCAGCGAGAAGACCGUCGUCUCGUGGAAUGUCAUGUUAGCCGCGUACCACCGUGUCGGAGACCAUGACGCGACGGACCGCCUCUUCCACUCGAUGCCCGAGAAGAAUGUCGCGUCGUGGAAUAGCAUGAUCACGCGAUACGUCCACUCCGGCGAUAUAGCUGCUGCGAACAGGGUCUUUCUCCAGAUGCCGCAAAAGGAUGCCAUCUCGUGGAACUCCAUGAUCGCGGGUUACGUCCGGGUCAAGAGUUACGGGCGCGCGUUGGAGCUGUUCAAGCAAAUGCGGGCGAGCAAUGUCAAGCCGACUGAACUGACGAUCGUGUCUGUUCUUGGGGCAUGUGCCGAGGCCGGUGUGCUCGAUCAGGGUCAGGAGAUACAUUUCUACCUAAAUAACAAUGGCCAUAGGAUUGAAGGGUAUGUAGGCAACGCUUUAUUGGAUAUGUAUGCAAAGUGUGGUAGCUUGAAGAUGGCCAAACAACUGUUCGACACUAUGGGCUUGAAACAUGUGACUUGCUGGAAUGCGAUGAUCAUGGCUUUGGCUGUUCAUGGACAUUCUGAGGAGGCUCUCGAGCUGUUCGCAUCGAUGGAGAGGGAGGCAAGCCAUGGGGGAGCAAAGCCAAACCGGAUCACUUUUCUUGGGGUAUUGAUUGCUUGCAGCCAUAAAGGGCUUUUAAAGGAGGGACAAGCAUUCUUCAAGAGAAUGAUCCAGGAGUACAAGAUUGAGCCUAAUAUAAAGCACUACGGUUGCAUGGUUGAUCUGCUGAGCCGGUGCGGCCUGGUGGAAGAAGCCUACCAAAUGAUUAAGCAGAUGCCUAUCGAGGCCAAUGUAGUGCUGUGGAAGACAAUUCUUAGUGCUUGUAGGGUCUAUGGGAAUGUUGAAUUGGCAGAGAGGGCAUUCAAAGAGCUUGCUAAGUUGGGGUCUCCAAGUGAUGCGGAGUGUGUUAUAAUGUCGAACAUCUACGCAGAAGCUGAAAGGUGGGCAGAUGUUGGACGACUGAGAGCCGGGAUGAUAGGCUGUAGCAUUUCAAAGCUUCCAGGUUGUAGUAAGAUUGAGCUGAUCUAA
Molecule: messenger RNA, 1632 nt
Organism: Musa acuminata AAA Group (dessert banana)
Lineage: Eukaryota; Viridiplantae; Streptophyta; Magnoliopsida; Zingiberales; Musaceae
Product: pentatricopeptide repeat-containing protein At5g15300-like
Exons: 1
Coding region: 1-1632 (543 amino acids)
Molecular function (GO): protein binding
Source: RefSeq, a predicted model, not a curated record